AUGAUAUCGCAUAACCCAGCAUCAUCUUUCCAAGUCCCAAGUAUUGAAAUUCAAGAAACAAAGACACCUCCAGCAUCGCCUUCACUUACAACGUCUUUCUCCUCAGUAACGGAAAGCAAAGGUUCACUAUCACUUUCGACAUCAUCAACAACAUCAACCACAAAUAAUGCCACUACUCUUCCUGCCAAACCUUCAGUGACAGCAGCAGCAGCAGCAGUAGCAGCUUCCGGCACUUUAUCGUCUUCUCCCAAAACUCGUCCUCGUACUUUCAGCUUGAGUCAUCUAGUCACAAAGACUCGCCGAGCAUACUCUGUUUCCUCGGCCUAUCCCCCGAAAAUCCAACCUAGUCUGGCCUUACCAGCACCUCGCGAUCGAGACAUCACAUGGGAUCAAUACUUAGCAGCUACCAAAGGUAAUGAUUUGGACGACGCAGAUAAACCCAAAUUUAAUCUAUCUGCUGCUCAACGAAGAAACUCAGUUGCUGCAACAGCUCGUCGGUAUGAAGACUUUGAACAAAAAAUCGAAGAAGCUCCAUUGGCCGUAUUGGUAUCGACUUACCUGAAUUAUUUGGUCUUGAUCUUAUUUGGUCAUUUACGUGAUAUCUUGGGCAAAUUAUUCAAAAGAAAGGAAUAUGCUCAUCUUCGAACAAGUGAAGGUUAUGCACCUUUAGUAUCCGAUUUUGACUCUUUUUAUACUAGACGAAUGUAUGUACGUAUUCGUGAUUGUUGGAAUCGACCUAUUACUGGUGUACCCACAAGAAAAACAUUGGUUUUGGAACGUGAAUCAAAGGAUUUUAACAAGACUUUCAAAUUGACUGGAAGGCAAGUCGAAUGUAUCAACUUUGCUUCAUACAAUUACCUUGGAUUUGCUCAAGCAUCUGGACCAUGUGCAGAUGCCGUAGAAAAUACAGUGACACAAUAUGGAAUCAGUACAGCUGGGACAAGAUCUGAAGCUGGUACUUCAGAUUUACAUCUCUAUUUGGAAAAGAAAGUGGCGGAAUUUGUUGGUAAAGAGGACGCUAUUGUUGUUUCUAUGGGUUUUGCUACCAACUCCACUACGAUUCCUUCUCUUGUUGGCAAGGGUUGUUUGAUUAUCAGUGAUGAAUUGAAUCAUAGUUCUAUUGUAUUUGGUGCUCGUCUAUCUGGUGCCUCUAUCCGAGUAUUUAAGCAUAAUAACAUGAUGGAUCUUCGACAAUUAUUGACUGAAGUCAUAUCUCAAGGUCAACCCCGAACACAUCGUCCUUGGAAGAAAAUCAUGGUUAUUGUUGAAGGGUUAUAUUCCAUGGAAGGAUCUAUUGUCAAUUUACCAGAAAUCAUCAAGAUGAAACACGAAUUCAAGUUCUAUUUAUAUGUGGAUGAAGCUCAUUCGAUUGGUGCUCUUGGUGAAAACGGUGGUGGUGUUUGCGAUUUCUAUGGUAUCAGUCCUAAAUAUGUGGAUAUUCUUAUGGGAACAUUUACAAAAUCAUUUGGUGCGGCUGGUGGUUAUAUUGCUGCUGAUAAGGCUGUAUUGAAUCAUCUUCGUUUGACAAACCAUGCAUUUUUAUAUGCUGAAACCAUGUCUGUACCAGUCGUUCAACAAAUCAUCACAAGUUUGGCUAUCAUCAAAGGUGAAGAUGGAACUAAUGAUGGUCGAAUUCGAAUUCAGAAAUUAGCAGAUAAUGCACGAUAUUUUGCAUCAAAAUUACGGGAAUUGGGAUUUAUUGUUUAUGGUGAUGAAGGAAGUCCUGUGGUACCCUUAUUAUUAUUCAAUCCUGCCAAGAUCUCGUAA
Messenger RNA from Halteromyces radiatus, 1767 nucleotides. Its product is annotated as pyridoxal phosphate-dependent transferase. The record is from RefSeq and is a predicted model, not a curated record. NCBI's taxonomy places the organism in Eukaryota, Fungi, Mucoromycota, Mucoromycetes, Mucorales, Cunninghamellaceae. The coding region runs from base 1 to 1767 and encodes 588 amino acids. Gene Ontology annotation, cellular component: serine palmitoyltransferase complex. Gene Ontology annotation, molecular function: pyridoxal phosphate binding; serine C-palmitoyltransferase activity. The transcript has 7 exons. Gene Ontology annotation, biological process: sphingosine biosynthetic process; ceramide biosynthetic process.